Messenger RNA from Erigeron canadensis, 1992 nucleotides. RefSeq names its product L-type lectin-domain containing receptor kinase IX.1-like. Gene Ontology annotation, molecular function: ATP binding; carbohydrate binding; protein kinase activity. Gene Ontology annotation, cellular component: plasma membrane. Lineage: Eukaryota; Viridiplantae; Streptophyta; Magnoliopsida; Asterales; Asteraceae. Gene Ontology annotation, biological process: protein phosphorylation. Bases 1 to 1992 code for a protein of 663 amino acids. The record is from RefSeq and is a predicted model, not a curated record. The transcript has a single exon.
AUGGCUACCUAUUCCUCAUGUGUAGUUACCAAAGUUUCUUAUAUCCAUUUGUUUUUAUGUUCUUCAAUGUUGUUGUUUCCUCUGACUGAAUCAGAGUAUUUCUAUUUCGACCGUUUUCAUGCCAGUAAUACGAAUAUAACAUAUACAGGGGAUGCAGUAGCUUCUGAUGGAGCCGUACAGCUGGUAAACAAAGUCGAUUACCUCAAUCGUGUUGGUCAAGCCAUAUACGCGAAUCCAGUCCCAAUAUGGGACCAAAAAUCUGGUAAGCUUACCGAUUUCACUACUCACUUCACUUUUGUGAUCGAUACACGAGGCCAAAGCAGAUAUGGUCAAGGGUUCUGUUUCUUCCUAGCCCCGGUUGGCUUCCAAAUCCCACCCAACUCAGCAGGUGGCUUUUUAGGCCUCUUCAAUACUACAAGUUACAUGGCUUCAUUACAAAACCAAAUGAUAGUCAUCGAGUUUGAUACUUACUGGAACCAGCAAUGGGAUCCUGCAAACCAACAUGGUGAUCAUGUAGGUAUCAACAAGAACUCGCUUUCUUCUGCUAAUUACACUUCUUGGAAUGCUAGUUUACACAGUGGAGACCCUGCAGAUGCCUGGCUUUCAUACAAUUCUACAGCUCAAAUGCUAAACUUGCGGUGGAGCUAUGGUGCUGGAAAUGAUGAUGACGAUACAAAUACAAGCCUUUCAUAUCAAGUCGACCUCCGGGAAGUUCUUCCUGAGCAAGCAAUAGUCGGAUUUUCAGCAACUACUGGUUGUGAAGGAAUAAACGCGAGAAGUAUCCUUCAAAGCUGGGAGUUCAAUUCAACCUUGCAAAUGAAGGAAAAUAAUGAAGGUAGUUUCAAGGAAUACUGGGAACUAGCAGCUGGCUUAACUAUCCCUCUUAGUGUUUUAGUUGUGGCAGUAGCAUGUGUUAUAUUAUGGAAAACACAAAGACAACCUACAAAGGAGCUAGAGAAAAUUGCAUUGACAUCAAUGAACGAAGAUCUUGAACGAGGAGCCGGUCCAAAAAGGUUUUCUUAUAGUGAUCUAGUUACUGCGACUAAUAACUUCUCUAAAGACAGGAAGUUGGGAGAAGGAGGAUUCGGGUGUGUCUAUAAAGGCUACUUAUCACGUGAAGGUAUCGUAGUUGCUGUCAAGAAAAUUGCACAGGGUUCUCGACAAGGAAAGAAAGAGUACAUAACCGAAGUGAAGAUUAUUAGCAGUUUAAGACACCGAAACUUGGUGAGACUAAUUGGUUGGUGUCAUGAUCAAACUCAAUUCUUGCUUGUUUAUGAGUUUAUGCCAAAUGGCAGCCUUGACUCGCACCUCUUUGCUCAUAAAAGUCGCAUUGAGUGGGCUGUAAGGUACAAGAUUGCGACGGGCUUAGCUUCAGCAUUACUAUAUUUACACGAGGAAUGGGAACAAUGUGUGGUACAUCGGGAUAUCAAAACAAGCAACAUUAUGCUGGAUUCAGGUUUCAAUGCUAAGCUUGGAGACUUUGGAUUGGCCAGACUUAUGGACCAUGAGUUGGGUCCACAAACAACCGGUUUGGCUGGAACACUAGGCUACUUGGCUCCUGAGUGUCUAACAACAGGAAAGGCUAGCAAAGAGUCGGAUGUAUAUAGCUUUGGAGUUGUUGCUUUAGAAAUUGCUUGUGGGCGAAAGGCUAUGGAUAACGUUGACCCGAAAUCUGAUCUUGGGCUAGUCUUGUGGGUUUGGGAUUUACUAGGAAAAGGUGAGCUGCUUUUGGGUGUGGACCAGAAGCUGAACAAGGAAUUUGACGUGAAACAAGUGGAAUGUUUGAUGAUGGUUGGGUUAUGGUGUGCACAUCCUGACCGGAGCCUGAGACCAUCAAUCAGGCAAGCGAUUCAAGUGCUGAAGUUUGAGACAGCGGUCCCAAAUCUUCCAAUGAAGAUGCCGGUGCCUGUAUACUUUGCAACACAUGAUGAUCCGGAAGUCGGUUCAGGAGCCGCUUCGGUGACUUACGCUAGUAUUGAUCUGAUACGUUGA